Protobothrops mucrosquamatus (brown spotted pit viper) is the source of this 829-nucleotide messenger RNA. RefSeq names its product zinc metalloproteinase/disintegrin-like HR1a. Gene Ontology annotation, molecular function: metalloendopeptidase activity. Lineage: Eukaryota; Metazoa; Chordata; Lepidosauria; Squamata; Viperidae. The record is from RefSeq and is a predicted model, not a curated record. Gene Ontology annotation, biological process: proteolysis. The annotation marks the transcript as partial. The transcript is spliced from 4 exons.
GGCCAUUCACUUCAAUGGAGACAUUUUAGGAUUGGCUCACAUGGCCGGCAUGUGUGACCCGAAGCGUUCUACAGGAGUUGUUCAGCCACUUAGUGCUAAUAAUAAUUGGAUUCACUUUCAGUUUCCUGGCAGACUAACAAUAAACAAAGUAUUCUCUUUCCUUCAGGAUUAUAGCUCAAGAAAUCUUGUGGUUGCAGUUAUAAUGGCCCAUGAGAUGGGUCAUAAUCUGGGCAUUCAUCAUGAUGGAAAAGCCUGUACUUGUGGUGGUUUCUCAUGUAUUAUGGCUGACAGGUUAAGAGAUGUAAAAUGUGGCAGGUUAUACUGCUUAGAUAAUUCACUUGGAUACAAGAUUCGUUGCCGUUUCUACUAUACAUUCAGAGAUGAAAAUAUUGGGAUGGUUGAUUAUGGAACAAAAUGUGCAGAUGGAAAGGUCUGCAGCAAUGGGGAGUGUGUUGAUCUGAAUAUAGCCUACUAAUCAACCUCUGGCUUCUCUCAGAUUUGAUUUUGGAGAUCCUUCUUCCAGAAGGUUUCACUUCCCUCAAGUCCAAAAACCCAUCUGCCUGCAUCCUACUAGUAAAUCACUCUUAGCUUUCAUAUGGAAUCUAAAUUAUGCAAUAUUUCUUCUCCAUAUUUAAUCUGUUUACCUCUUGCUGUAAUCAAACCUUUUUCCCGCCACAAAGCUCCAUGGGCAUGUACAACACCAAGAGCUUAUUUGCUGUCAAGAAAAAAAAUGGCCAUUUUACCGUUUCCCAAUUCCAGAGCACAUUUAAUGCAACAAGUUCUGCCUUUUGAGCUGGUGUAUUCGAAGUCAAUGCUUCCUCUCCCAAAA